This is a messenger RNA of Papaver somniferum (opium poppy), 1993 nucleotides long. RefSeq names its product protein disulfide-isomerase-like. The coding region runs from base 131 to 1675 and encodes 514 amino acids. Gene Ontology annotation, cellular component: endoplasmic reticulum. Gene Ontology annotation, molecular function: protein disulfide isomerase activity. The record is from RefSeq and is a predicted model, not a curated record. Lineage: Eukaryota; Viridiplantae; Streptophyta; Magnoliopsida; Ranunculales; Papaveraceae. Gene Ontology annotation, biological process: protein folding; response to endoplasmic reticulum stress. The transcript has 11 exons.
CGUUUUUGGGGAAUGCCAGAACUGUCUUUCCUCCCGUUAUAACGUUACUGUCCAGUCUCUACCCUUUUGCUAUAUUCUCUAUCAGUUGACUUUUACUAUAUAAAUCUCACUUGCAACUGGUUGUUGUCUAAUGAACAUAGUAGUAACAAUGAAGUUCUCGAACGUUUUCAGUGUGGUAUUAGCUUUAAUUCUAUGUAUCUCAUCACCAAGAUUGAUCUCUGCUGCUGAAGAAGAAGGUGGUGCUAAAGCUGUCGAAUAUGUUUUGACUCUUGAUCACACUAACUUUCAUGACACCAUCAAGAAACAUGACUUCAUUGUCCUUGAAUUCUAUGCUCCUUGGUGUGGGCAUUGCAAAAGUCUUGCUCCAGAGUAUGAGAAAGCUGCAGCUUUAUUGAGCAGUCACGACCCUCCAAUCGUUCUUGCAAAGAUUGACGCCAACGAAGAAUCAAACAAAGCACUAGCAACUGAAUUUAAUGUUGGUGGUUUCCCCACUCUUAAGAUCGCAAGAAAUGGAGGAAAGGAUAUAACUGACUACAAGGGUCCAAGAGUAGCAGAUGGUAUAGUUGAAUACUUGAAGAAACAAGUUGGUCCAGCAUCAGCUGCAAUAAGUUGUGCAGAAGAUGCUAGCAAUCUAAUCAGUGACAGCAAAGUGUUUGUGGUUGGGGUGUUCCCAAAAUUUUCCGGGGAGGAAUUUGAGAACUUCAUAACUCUAGCUGAGAAGUUGCGCUCCGACUAUGAUUUUGGUCACACAUUAGAUGCUAAGUUUCUUCCAAGAGGAGGUGAUGUGAAAGUGCCAACAGUUAGAUUUUUGAAGCCUUUUGACGAACUUUUCGUCGAUUCGCAGGAUUUUAAUGUGGAUGCAUUGGAGAAGUUCCUUGGUGAAGCCGAUGUGCCUCUCGUUACUCAAUUCGACAGUGACCCUAAAAACCAGCCAUAUGUUAGCAAAUUCUUUAACAACCCCAAUGCCAAGGUUAUGUUGUUCCUCAACUUCACUGGUGCACUUUCUGAUGCUAUCAAAUCAAAAUUCCAAGAGGUUGCCAAGAACCAAAAAGGGAAGGGGUUAAGCUUUCUAAUGGGUGAUCUUGAAACCAGUACACGUGCUCUCCAGUAUUUUGGCCUGAAAGCAGACCAGGUACCUCUCAUCAUCGUACAAAAUACCAAUAAGGAGAAGUAUCUAAAAGAACACUUGGAGGCAGAUCAAAUUGAACCUUGGAUUAAGGAAUACCUGAACGGCAAUGUGAAGCCAUUCAGAAAGUCAGAGCCUAUCCCAAAGGUUAACGAUGAACCAGUCAAGGUGGUUGUUGGAGACAAUGUCGAAGAUGUUUUCUUCAAUUCUGGAAAGAAUGUUCUGCUCAAGUUCUAUGCACCUUGGUGUGGACAUUGCAAAACAUUGGCUCCGAUCCUGGAGGAAGUUGCCGUAUCAUUCCAAAGUGAUCCCGAUAUUAUUAUCGCUAAGCUCGAUGCCACUACCAAUGACUUCCCUGCCGAUAAAUUCGAGGUUAAAGGUUACCCGACUUUGUACUUUAAAUCAUCAUCUGGCAUCGCAGUGCAGUAUGAUGGGGGCAGAACAAAGGAGGAUAUCAUCGACUUUAUUGAGAAGAAUAAGGAAACAACUGUCAAGACAGAUGAGGCUACCGAGCCUGUGGAGCUUGACGCCGUUAAAGAUGAACUGUGAUCAGAGGUAGAGGUAGUGGCUUGCUGUAAGUUAGAGAAGAGAAUCCAAUAGAAAGACGCAUCCGCUAGUCCGAUUACAAUGGCUAAUGUGGGGUAUUUGUUCAACUACCGGUAGUAGAAAGCUUAGGCGCACCAAAUUUUUCUCAAGCAAAUCUCUAAUUAUUGUUGUUUCUGAAUAAAUGAAGAGAUUGUUUUACGCUUGUAAUGUUAGUUCUUAGAUUAGACUAGUAGUUUUACUUCUAUUACAGCAAAAGUACCUUUCUUUUUUGUCUGAGCUAUAAAUAUAAGUCAUCUCUUGCUUGCUUGGUUCUUUUCUUGC